AGUGAUUGUCGUUAAAAAAAAGGCACAGCAAAAAAGGAGGCACUUUUUAACCUACUAGGCGUACUGGACCGAGCGGAAGCACCCGAAGAGCAUCCUGGGAGCCGGAAGGAUUCGGAAAUUCCUGUAGCGGACCGGAGAGCCGGGGCCUGCGCGUGGUAGGCGAGCCACCGGGCGUGUUGCUGAAGCGUGUGGUGCGUGCGCCAGAUCAAAGGUGGCCGAAACUCUGGUGUCUGUGUAGUACCUGGUACCGCGUGUGAGACAUGGUUGGGAGAUCCCGGCGGCGCGCAGCGGCCAAGUGGGCAACUGUGAGAGCCAAUUCAGGGCGCACUCUGGAGAACGAAAAUGAAGACUCCGAAUUGCCACCCUCACCUAGCGACUCCAGCUACUAUCAAGAUCAGGUAGAUGAUUUCCAUGAGGCACGAUCCCGGGCCGCCUUGACUAAGGGCUGGAACGAAGUAGACAGCGGGAACGAGGAGGAGGAUGGUGAUGAGGAGGAGGAGGUGCUCGGCUUAGAUGUUGAUGAUGAGGACGAGGAGGAUGGCAGUGAUGAUGCUGAUGGUGGGAGCUCCGUACAGAGCGAGACCGAGGCCUCUGUGGAUCCCAGUUUGUCGUGGGGUCUGAGGAAAAAACUUUACUAUGACACGGACUAUGCUCCUAAGUCCCGAGGCCGGCAGAGCCAACAAGAGUUAGAGGAGGAAGAAAGGGAGGAGGAGGAGGAGGCACAGCUCAUCCAGCGGCGCCUAACUCAAGCCCUUCAAGAGGAUGAUUUUGGAGUCACCUGGGUGGAGGCUUUUGCAAAACCGGUGCCCCAGGGAGAUGAGGUCGAGACAAGGGUCGUGAAGGAUUUGACGAAAGUUUCAGUGAAAGAGAAGCUGAAGAUGCUGCGGAAGGAAUCACCAGAGCUCUUGGAGUUGAUAGAAGACUUAAAAGUCAGGUUGACGGAAGUGAAGGAUGAGCUGGAGCCAUUGUUAAAGUUGGUGGAGCAAGGACUCAUUCCACCCGGCAAAGGAACCCAAUACCUGAAGACCAAGUACAACCUCUACUUGAACUACUGUUCCAAUAUUAGUUUUUAUUUGAUCCUGAAAGCUAGGAGAGUCCUUGCACAUGGACAUCCUGUCAUAGAAAGGCUUGUUACUUACAGAAAUUUGAUCAACGAGCUCUCAGUUGUGGAUCAGAGGCUGUCCUCUGAAAUUCGCCAUCUACUCACACUUAAGGGUAAUACUGGAAAGAAAGAACUUAAUCUAAAAGUAAAAUCCACCAAAGCCAAGCCAAAGUCUGUUUCAGAGACUUCUGCUGCCUCUGAUGUUUUGGACUUUUCUGAUGAUUCCAAUUUUGAUAAAGAAGCUGCACUGAAAUACUAUAAAGAAAUAGAAGGCAGGCAGAAGUUGAAGAGAAAGAGAGAAGAAAGCACUGAAGAACAGGCUCUUGAAGAUAAAAAUGCAAAGAGAGCCAUUACCUAUCAGAUUGCUAAAAAUAGAGGACUUACACCUAGGAGAAAGAAGAUUGAUCGCAAUCCCAGAGUGAAACACCGGGAGAAGUUCAGAAGAGCCAAAAUUCGCAGAAGAGGCCAGGUUCGUGAAGUUCGUAGAGAAGAGCAGCGUUAUAGUGGUGAAUUAUCUGGCAUCCGUGCAGGAGUUAAAAAGAGCAUUAAACUGAAAUAAAUUUUUUUGCUUAGCUUAAACUUUUUGGCAAUAGUAUUAAAUCAAUAAAUUUUUUUUUAAACUAGUCAAGUGCUUGUAUUGAUGUAUAUUACCUAACAAAUUUUAAAACCCAACUCACUUGGGUUGUUGCUCAAUUUAUUUGUCCUUAUAUUAAGGUCAUGCUAAGAACUGUGGGAGCAGCAUGAAGGUACUUGGCGAAAGAGAUGGUUUUGAAAAAUUCUCUAAUACACUACCAAUUAUUAGCCUAGAAAAAUUUCACAUCUGGUUGUGGAGUGGUAACCAAACUUAUAACACUUUUAUAACUUCUCACAUAAAGUGAAGAGAAUGCACCUUUGGCAAUCAUGUUAUUUGUUAUUUGUAAGCUAGCCUAUAAUGUAAUUGUGAUUUAUUUCACUUACAUAAACAAUCCUUGGGUAGGAUACUUGUUAAUAAAUGGGUAAAAUAUACUAUGGAUUUCUUUUAUAUUCUGUGGUAAAAGCUUAAAAAUGAAGAGGAACUUUGGUUAAAAGUGGGAAAAGGAAGAAAUAUACCUAAAUUAUUUUUGAAUAUUUUCUAACAGUCCAUAAUGUAGUACAUACGGUAAAACUUCCAUGUUCCCCUCUAUACUGGUGACUUGUAAUAGAUCGUUUGUACACAUACUCCAUUUGCAGAACUUUGGUAUGAUUGCUACUAGGUAAGUGGCUGCUUCGAGUGGUGACAAAGUUACAUUUUUCCUUACAGUUUUUCUGGUAUUUAAUAGGGGGAGGAUGUUGAGAUGGUGAACUUAAAAAUACUUAGGAUGACUAGUAUGCCAGGGAAGAAAAUGAGAGGCCCAGGUGAAGGAGAACACAAAAGAAGUCUUACUUUUUAAUAAUUAAAUAAGCAGAAAUGCCACCUUUGGAGGUGCAGAGAUGAUCUAUGGUUAAUAUUAAACACUUUGCAGGUACUAGUUGUGUAUUACCUUAUUUAAUGUUUAAAAUAACUGAAGCGAUAAACUUCUGUUUCACAGAUGAGGAUGCUGAAGCUCAGAGAGGUUAAGGACACAUGCUUGGAAUUUGUAUCCAGGCUGGCUUAAUUUGAGCAUUCAUUCUCUUAAACCCUGGGCCUCAGCUGCUUUCUCAGCGUGGCACACAUGCCAAAUUAUCUAUUGUUUUCUUAUAAGUAAAAGAUGUGGGUGGAAAUAAAAGUAACAUUUAUGAGUGCUUACUAAAAAAAAAAAAAAAUAAGCACUAUAUUUUUACUUAUUUCUUCAUUCCUCACAACAACCCUAUGUGGUAAAUUCUACCGUCGAACACAUUUCAAAGAUGAGGAAACUGGCAAAGGGAAGUUAAGUAACUUUCCCAGGGUCACGUGGCUGUUAAGUGGCAGAGCCAGGAUUCCAACCCAGCCUUUCUGACUUCAGAGCUCUAUUCUGUACUUCCUCUUCUGACACAGUAGAAAAAGUGCAGAUUUUGGAGUUAACUUGCCAGGACAAUUUUGAAUUAAUUACUUAAGCUGUGAGUUUAAUAUUCUUCAUCUGUAUGAUGUUAUGUCUACUUUGGAGACGCAAUAUAGUAGUGCUUAAGAACGUACUCUAGUUAAGAUUACCUGAGCUCCUAACCCACCUCCAUCACUUAGUAGCCAUGACUUUGGGCAAGUUACUUGAUUUCUCUAUUCCUCAGUUUUCUCACCUAAAAUGGGUAAUAGUCCCUACUUCAUGUGGUUAUGAGGAUUAAGUGAAUAUAUUGAAAGCGCUUAGAAUAGUGUCUGUUAUAAUCACCUAUUACGUUUGGCUGCUACUACAGAGUUGCGGGGAUCAAGAUCUGUUCACACAUCAACAUCUGGCACAUAGGUGCUCAAGGAACUGCAGCUAACAUUAAUGUAAUGGUUCCUGUUCUUUAUAGGAACAGAGAACAAAGUGAAGUCAUGUAAAAUUAAUAUCCUAAGCUUGGAGGGAAAAAUACGAGAGCAUUGGGUGAGGACAUGAAGAAAUAUAGAAAAGCUGGGACAGGACAAAAAAGGAAGUUGAAGGCUGUGUUAUUCUGUGUUAAAUCCCUGCCAUAUAUAUAAAGUGAUGGAAAAGAAAAAAAAGUUUUAAAGGAAGAAAAAUCCUCCAUUUAGGAAAGUAGAAAAAAUAAGCCUGUUUUUAUAUUCUUUCAGAGACCUCAUGAUAACUAUAAAUGUUAACCAUCCUGGAAUAGCAAGGAUAUAUAUGAUACUAUCCGAUUCCUUAAAAAUAAAAGAUGCCUUGUCUGAUGUGAGUUAACAGCAAAAGAUGUAACAAGUUGCUGGGUUUAAUAUUUACAUCCUCCAAAAUUUGUAUUCAUUUAACAGACAUUUAAAGAGCACCGAGAUGUACUGGGUACUGUGAUAUGCAUGAAUAAUAAAUUGGUAAUCACUCAGUAUGAUAAUAUCUCAUAGAGACUCACUUUAUGAGCUCUGGGGAGCUUCAUGGAUAAGAGUUCCGAUGAAGUAGAUUACUGGCAUCAGGCAUCAAUGCAAAACAAAAACCUGUUCAUUUUAUGACAGUAUAUUAAGCUACAGACAGCUAUGGAAAAGACUAAAAAUUAAAGUAGAAAAAAAUGUGGUGAUGGAGUGACUUUGCUGCACCUAACUGACUUUCUCUAAGCCACAGAUUGUUGUCUAUAAAUUGAAGUUAAGUAAAAUAAACACAUACAUCACUAAUUUUUUAAGUAAGAUUGCUUAUCAGACCUCUAAAACUAAUGCUUUGAGUUUUUGGCAAACACUGGGAAAUUAUUUUUUGUGACCUUAAGGAUAAAAAUUGGGUAACUUUAAUUGUAUUUGCAUAGCUGAUACACUGAAAAUACUUGACAUUUGAAAGAAAUGGUUGGAGUUGCUUAUUUUCCUUGCUGACUAUGAAGUAAAAUACUUUUAAAUUAAUGUGCUGAAGUAAUACAAGUUAACACUAUCAAAAUAAUUCAGCUGUGAAUUACUGUAGAAAAUCAAUGUAAUUAUGAUCUCAGGGAUCACAAUGAUGAACAUAUUUCUUUGAAUAGUAGAUGAUCCAAAGAUCAGGUAGGAUUCAACUAGACAUUCAAACUGACAAAACGCUGCUAUAGGCAAGUAAAUCAAAUAAAUAAUCUUUUUUAUUAUUUGAAUAUUCAUUCUCUUAAAAAUGCUUAUAUUUUGCCUUUGAAAUUUUAAAAAUCAGAAACACUGUAAAAAAUUUAGCCUCACCCAAAUUAACAAAUAGUAACAUUUUGUGAAUUUUGCUGCAAACGUAAGUAAAAUAUUACAAAUAAAUUCAAAAUUCUUUUUGUUGACUUCUCCAGUAUCUUUCCCCUCCCUGGAGAUAGAUGGCUAUCAUGAAUUAUGAUGUAUCAUUCCAGUCAAUGUUUUUGUACUUUACUACAUACAUAUGUAAAAAAAUAAAUAAUACCCAGUCAAAAUUAGCAAGGGACUUGAAUAGACAUUUCACCAAAAAGGACAUUCAGAUGGCCACCAAACACAUGAAAAGAUCAGUGUUGUUAGCCAUCAGGGAAAUGCAAAUCAAAACCACAAUGAGAUACCAUUUCACUCCCGCUACGGUGACUAAGAUUUAAAAAAAUAACAAAUGUUGGCGAAGAUAUAGGGAAAUUGGAACACUUACCCAUUGCUAGUGGGAAUACAAAAUGAUACAGCUGUUGUGGAAAACAGUUCAAUGGUUCCUAAAAAAAUUAAAGAUAGUACCACCAUAUAACCUAGCAAUUCCAAUCCUAGGUACUUACCCAAAAAAGGAAAGCAGAGACUCAGAGACUUGUACACCAAUGUUUGUUGCAGCAGUAUUCACAAAAGCCAAAAGGUGGAAACAAACAGCCUCAGUGCUCAUCAACAGAUGAAUGGAUAAGAUGUGGUACAUACAUACAAUGGAAUACUAUUAAGCUGGUAGGAGAAAUGAAGUCUUGACACAUGCUACAAUAUGGAUGGAGCUGAACAACAUUAUGCUGAGUGAAAUAAGUCAAUCACAAAAGGACAAAUACUACAUGACCUCACUUAUAUAAAAAGACAAGAAAAGGCAAAUGUAUAGAGAACAAAGUUUAUUAGUGGUUACCAGGGGCAGGAGGGAGGGAAUGGGGGGGGGUUUAAUAGUGAUGGAAAUACUGCAUUGAUUAAGGUGGGGUUGCACAGCUGAUUACUGUAAUUGCUGUUAAUAAGUUGUACACCUGUAAAAAGUUGAAUUGGCAAAAGUUAUGUGAUAUAUUUACAACAACAACAAAAAGAGUAGCUGCUGAGGCUGUUUAUGUACAACCAAAAACCUCAUGGGAUUUGGUUUCUUGGUUUGAGGGUUUAGAGUCAUGGUUUCGUGGAACAUCCCAGUUAAUUGGCCAAAUAACAUUUAGUGCUUUUGUUCUACCUCCUAGUUCAUUUAGUAGUGCCUGGGGUCUUAAAAGCUUGCAAGUGGCCAUUCACGGCACAACAGUUGGUCUGGAUUCACCUGGAACAACAGAGGAAGAAGGGGAGUCAGGAAUAGGAGGAAGAUGUGGAAUGUGUGGCUAAUUACCUCCAUGAACAACUGUCUCCUUUGCCAUGAGACCUGAACUGUAUGGUGCCUGGCUACCAUUACUGAAUAUUUUGAUCAAAGAUUCUAUUGAAGAAUCCUGAUCAAAAGGGAGAAAAUGUAGAAUAGAAUCUCAAAUUCUCAUGGACUGCAGACUUCCUGGAGCCAUGAAGAUUGGAUGAACCCCUGAAACUACUGCCCUGAGAUAAUCUCUAAACCUUAAGCCAAAAAUAUCCCUUGAAGUCUUCCUAAAACCAAACAAUAAUUUAGCUUAACUAAUAAAAAAUGUCUGUGUUGAGCAUUAUGCUCUUUUUAGAUCUAUACAGGAUCAAAUUAACAAUGCAACUAGAAAGAUUAGAUAGGAACCUUAGGGGGCAGUGAAUUUACAUUAAUGGGGGAGAAACAACUCAGAAAAGGAGGGUGAGGAUGGUUGCACAACUCAAAGAAUGUAAUCAAUGUCACUGAACUGUACAUGCAGAAACUGUUGAAUUGGUGUAUGUUUGACUAUAUCUCCUCAACAACAAAAAACGUUUUUACGUAAAAAAAAAAAAAGGAAAAUAAUAGUUUUUGUAUUUUAUCAACUUUUGUCUAUAAAAUCAAGUUAUAUUCUGAAGGUUUACUUGAAUAAAAACACAUUUUUGUGAUUGUUCCAUAUUGGUAAAGGUCUAAUUCAUUCAGUUUAGCUGCCAUACUGUGGUCUAUGAUAUAACUAUACCAAUAAUUUAUCCACUUUCCUAUUGGUGAACAGUUGGGUUGUUUCCCUUUUUACUUUUACAAGCAUUACUUCAAUGAACUGUUCUUUGACCAUAUUGUUACGCACAUGUACUAGAGUUUCUAUAGAAAAAAAAAUUUUUUUAAGUAGAAUUUCUGAGUUCCUGGUCUAUGCAUAGUUUCAUUUUUACUAAAUGUCAAAUUGCUCCCAUUGAUGUUCUCAGACUUCAUUUUAUAAAAUACGACAGGUAUGAAAUUGUAUCUUAUUUUAAUUCAAAGUUCCCCAAUUACUUCAUGAGAUUGAGCAUCUUUUCUUAUUUUUAUUGACUCUUGGAUUUCCUUAGCCCAAUUCUUUAAAGAGUUGAUUGCCUUUUUCUUAUUGUCUGAUUUUUUGUUUAAUCAAGUUACUAAUGCUUUGCUAUGCAAGUUUUUUACCUUUGUGUAAAAUGUAUUUUCUCAUAUCAAAGUUUUAAAAUGUGAUGUAGUUACUUUAGCUAUGAAUUCCAGAUGAUGUUUUCUUAAUUUUUUCAGCUAUGUAUUCUUGAAUGGGGGGGGGGGGGAGCCUUUAUACGUGCUUCAAAAUGAGGCUCCAAAUGAUAUUAAAUAUUAAGAAUUAACAUUUGUUAAACUAUAAAACAAAAAAACUGGAGGAAAGUAAAAUUUAAACUAGUAAAAUGUUCUGCCUUGAGAGGCAAUAUAAAGUAAUAAUUAGGAUCUUGGCCUCUGGAGCCAAACUGAGUUAAAAUCCCAAUUCCACCACUUACCUAGCACCUUUGUUGUACUUACUUAACCUCUCUGUGCCCCCAAUUUCCUCAUGUGGGCUAAUAUAUGAUUGUUAAUCCAUAUACAGUGAAACCUGUGAGAGCUGGAACUUGCAGGGACUGCCUUGUUUUUCUGGGUCUAGCAAGUUUUCCGUCCUUGACAGGCUGCAGUCUUACCACUUUUCUGUCACUAAUGUGGAAAAUAUUUGAGUUUUCCUUCUCUCACAUGUUUCCACCUUACACAGGUUCUGGCUCUCCCAGGUUUUCCUGUAUAUUUAGAACAGUGCCUGUCAGGUAGUAAGUACUUAAUAAAUGUUAGUUACUUUUCAUCAAUUUUUGUAAAAAGCUAGUUUCCACCACUUGAAGAAUGACUUCAUUUUCUCCAUGUUUCUAUCGCAAUAGUUUAAACUAGAGUGCCUAAGGAUUAGUUGGUAAAUUUAAGAGGCAUAUUCCUGUGUCCAACAUCCAAAGAUCCUGAUUCAGCUGGCUGGUGUGGGGCCAGAGAUCUGUAUUUUUAACAGGCACCCCAGAUAAUUCUGAUCCAGAUGGUCUACAGAACACACUUUGGGAAACACUCCCCUGGCCACGCUGAUUUUUAGGUUUCUCUUAGCUGAUAACAUACACGUGUGAAUGAAGUUAAUUACAAAAAUGAAAUAUGGUACCAUAAGACUACAAAACCUCGAGAGUUCGUUCUUAACCUUCUUUUGGGCCAAUUAAUCUUAUGAGAUCUGUUGAAAGCAAUGGACUCUCCCCCCAGAACAAUAACAGCCUGUGUAUAACAUCUUACAUACCACUUCAGUGGGUUCCUGGGCUCCCUGAAGUCAGAAGUCCAUGGGCGUUAAGAAACCCUACCCUAGGGGAUGUUCCUUUUACCCUUAAGAAUGGCCAUACAUGGCUGGUGUUAAUCUAUAAAUUAGAUUAUUUUACCAUGGGCAGGGGAGGGGAUGAUUAUUUAAAUAACUAAAUGACUGAUUAGAGCUGAAGAAUUUUAUUAGCAUAGUUUUUACAUUUAUUGAAUAAACUUUUUAGACAUAGAUUUUUACAUGGUGCUAAAUUUUUUUUAAAACAUACAUACAGCUGAGUGCCUUUGGGCCAAGGCUUACUGGCAGAGUGGGGUGCCUCUGGGCACUUAUCGGUGGAGCUGAAGAACUUUGUAACAUUUGCCUGAGCAGGGCAGAGGCUGGGCUGGGCCCUCACUGAGAGAGAGAGACCUGCCUGUGGGCAUGACUGAGAGCUGUCCUGUCCGCAGAACUGUAUCCUGAGUCGUUUCUGAUCCUGAACCGUAACCUGUUAUGCCAAGGCACAUGGAUAUGUCCAAGGAACACUGGGCCCACAGAUGCUGAAAGGAGACAAGGACCUUCCCUCAGAGCCAAAAGAGAGAGAAAGCCUUCUACUAGAGCUGGUGCCCUGAAUUCAGACUUCUAGUCGCCUAAAUUGUGAGAGAAUAGAUUUGUUUAUUAAAGCUAUCCACUUAUGGUAUUUCUGUAAUAGCAGCACUAGAUAACUAAGACAGAAUUGAUGCAUUGUAAAAAGGAGAAGCCUAAAGAUGUCAACUCUGGGAAUAAAAUCAGGAAAUGUAAGCCUUCAUUAUUAAUUUAUUUAACAAACAUUUAUUAAGCAUCUAAAAUGGGCUAUUCAGUAGGAAGGUAAAAAUUAUUAAAAUAUAUUCCUUAGCCUUUGCCAUGGAUUGAAUUAUGUCCCCCCAAAAAUGUGUGUAUAAACUUGGUUAGGCCAUGAUUCCCAGUAUUCUGUGGUUGUCCUCCAUUUUGUUGACUGUAAUUUUAUAUUAAAAAGGAUUAGGGUGGGAUUGUAACAAGAGCCUUGCUCAGGUCACCUCCCUGAUCCAAUAUAAAGGGAGUUUUCCUUGGGAUGGGGCCUGUACCACCUUUUAUCCUUCAAGAGAUAAAAGGAAAUGGAAGCAGAAAGUUGGGGACUUCAUAUCACCAAGAAAGCAGCACCAGGAGCAGAGCACAUCCUUUGGAUAUGGGGUCUCGGCACCAGAGGAAGAUUGAGGACAAGGACCUUCCUGCAGAGCUGACAGAAAGAGAAAGCCUUUCCCUGGAGCCGAUGCCCUGAAUUUGGACUUGUAACCUACUAGACUGUGAGAAAAUAAAUUUCUUUUUGUUAAAGUCAUCCACUUGCGGUAUUUCUGUUAUAGCAGCACUAGAUGACUAGCACACCCCUGAAGUAGAGGAGAUAGACAUAUAGCAAUUAGAAUGAUUACUGUUUAAAUAGUUAGGAUGAUGUAGGACCUCUGAAAGACAUGUAGUUCUCAAGUAGGGAGGGUCCCUGAGAGGCGAAAGCAGUUUGCAAUUGGCUGCUAGCCUUAAAGGUUGGUGGUUCGAACCACUUUAGUAAAGAUUACACUCUAUGGAGCAGUUCUACUCUGUAACACAUGGGGUCGCCAUGAGUUGGAAUCCACUCAACUGCAACAGGUGUGCCUUUUUUCUUUCUAGUAGGGAGGUCAGAGAAGGUCUCAUGGAAGAUCUGUUUGAAUAGAAUCUUGGGAGGAAGGGGUGGAGGUAGAAAGCUGAGAAAAGCCAAACAUAUUGAAGUUUAUCCAAAGGCAACAAGAUUUUAGUAGAAGUAUGUACAGGGUGUCGGUAGGGGUAAGGCAUGGUAACCUAAACCUAGUGCCGUCGAGUCGGAACUGGUGGAAUCGAACCACCAACCUUUCAGUUAGUAGCCAAGCAUUUAACCACUGUACUGCCCUACCUUUCAUUAUUAUCUUUCUACCAUGCCUUCUCAUGAGUGAAAGAUGAUAAUGGAAGGUAGCGCAGUACAGUGGUUAAAUGCUUGGCUACUAACUGAAAGGUUGGUGGUUUGAUCCCACCAGCUGCUCCCCAGGAGAAAGAUGUGGCAAUCUGUUUCCAUAAAAAUUACAGGCUUGGAGACCCUACGGGGCAGUUCUAUACAGGCAGUCUGUCAUAUGGGGCAGUAUGAGUCAGAAUUGACUAGGUGGCUACACAACAGAGGGAAGGGUUAGAUCAUGAAAGAACUCACUGGGUAGUUAAGGAGCUUAGAUUUUAUCUCAGAUACGGAGAAGCCAACCAAGGUUUUUAAGAACAGUAUGACAUAAUAAGCUUAACAUUUCAAAACGUAAACUACCCAUUCUAACUGCUGUAUAGCAAUAGAACUGGAAUGGAUUAAAACUAGAGGCAGAGAAACCAGCUAGGAGUCCUUUGCAAUAAAAUAGUGAAGAUUUAAAUGAAAGCAAAGAGGACAAAUUAAGUGACAGAUUUGAGAGAAAUGUAAGAAGCACAGUACAAGAAUUUCAGGAAAAGAGCAAGUGAAUUGGGACAAACUGAGUAGUCACAGAAGUUAAGCAUUUAAGAUAGUAAACAUUCUACAUAGACACAAAAAUGAGAAGCUCGUCUAGAGUUAAAAAAAAAAAAAGUUGUGGUUGAGGAGAUUCUAACUCAUGGUGAACCCAUAUGUUACAGAAUAGAACAGACCUCCACAGGGUUUUCUUGAGCAACCUUUUACGGAAGCAGACUGCCAGGACUUUCUUCCACGGCACCACUGGGUAGGUUCAAAUCACCAACCUUUAGGUUAGCAGUUGUGCCCAAACCAUUUAUGCCACUCACUUGAAUUCUACUUCCCACAGUAUACCCAAGGAACACAACUUUGCUAAUAGUAGAUCUUCAUAAAAAAGAUAUCAUUAUCAAAAUAACCCCCCAAUGUUUUAUUUUCUUUUAUAAAAGUAGCACAUAUGUUAUAGACUCUCUGCAAAUACAGAUGAAAAAAUACGUCCAUAUUUCUGCAACUCAAAGAAAACUGCCAUUAAUAGUGUGAUUUAGACUAUAUGUAGUGCUUAAAUUUCUUAAGAGUAUAAUACACACGGAGAGGAAAUAUAAGUUGACUAAGUAUUUUGGUAAUUAACGUUUUGGAAAAAUAAACCAAAAAGCCAAUAACAAUAGUCAUCAAAGCCUAGUAGUAAUUCAGAAGUAAGGAACAGUAGACUCUUAAUCGAGCUUUCAUAAUGAAGCAUUAUACUAAUUAAAUAUUUGCAUUUAUUAAAAUCAGUUUAACGUGAAGUCUUAAGAAAUUGAGUGGCUUCUUGUUUUCACAUAAGACUUUUUUCCAUGAACAGCACAGUGUAAAAGAAAGGGUUCAAGAAAACCAUUACUUUAGAAUCAUAAUGAACACACAUAUUAUAUUGAAAAGAAUAUCCACCCUUCCCAAGUGGUAUUUUUCUAUGAUCACAGCCCUAAGAGCUUAUGCUACAAGUACACUAUCAUACAUGACACUGACCUCUAAAAAGUUCUGUAAUAUAUUCUAAGUAUCCAUCUUUAAGCUUACUAAAGUGUUUUGAAACAAGCAGGGAUAACUAAAAUGAAAAUGUAGAUGAAACAGCCUACAUGACCCCAAGACCAGAAUAACUAGAUGGUGCCCAGCUACCACUACUACCUCUCUGACUGGGAUCACAACAGAGGGUCCCAGACAGAGUGGGAGAAAAAUGUAGAACAAAUUCACAAAAAAGACCAGACUUACUGACCUGAUAUAGAGACUGGAGGAACUCCUUAAGACACCCUUCUGACCUGGAAUUAAAGCCAUUUCCAGGGACCAUCUUCCAGCCAAAUAGACAAGCCCAUAAAAUAAACAAUAACAUCUGAGAGGAACGUGAUCCUUAGAACAACCCAUUAUACAAGAUAAAAAGGGCAAUAUUUGCCCAGAAGCAAAGAUAGGAAGGCAGGCAAAAAGGGGUAGAAAAUCAGGACUAAAGGCAAUGGGGAACCCAGGGCAUAAAUAGGGAGAGUGCUAAUACAUUGUAAGGGGAUGAAACCAAGGCCAUGCGAUAUUUUCCAAACAAACUAUUGAACAGGAAUCUAAUUUGCUCUGUAAACUUUCACCUAAAGCACAAUAAUAAAAAAAAAAAAAACUAGAUAAGAGUUAAAAAGUAUCUGUUUUA
Messenger RNA from Loxodonta africana (African savanna elephant), 12501 nucleotides. It is a transcript of the gene UTP3, whose product is annotated as UTP3 small subunit processome component. The transcript has a single exon. Bases 261 to 1661 code for a protein of 466 amino acids. The record is from RefSeq and is a predicted model, not a curated record. Gene Ontology annotation, cellular component: small-subunit processome; nucleolus. Gene Ontology annotation, biological process: maturation of SSU-rRNA from tricistronic rRNA transcript (SSU-rRNA, 5.8S rRNA, LSU-rRNA). Lineage: Eukaryota; Metazoa; Chordata; Mammalia; Proboscidea; Elephantidae.